Messenger RNA from Gossypium arboreum, 312 nucleotides. RefSeq lists its product as uncharacterized. Bases 1 to 312 code for a protein of 103 amino acids. The transcript has a single exon. The record is from RefSeq and is a predicted model, not a curated record. NCBI's taxonomy places the organism in Eukaryota, Viridiplantae, Streptophyta, Magnoliopsida, Malvales, Malvaceae.
AUGGAGUUAGAGCCCGCAGGGAAGGCAAGGAAAUUGGACAUUCAAGAAUUGGAGGAGAUUCGCAAUGAUGCCUACGAGAAUGCUCGAAUUUAUAAAAACAAAACAAAACUGUUUCAUGAUAGGAAAAUAGCUCAGAAACAUUUCUCGGUAGGGCAAAAAGUUUUGCUUUAUAACUCCGUAUUAAAGCUGUUCCUAGGUAAGCUUCGAUCUCGGUGGCAAGGACCUUUUAUUGUGACUGAAGUAUUUACGCAUGGCGCAGUUGAAAUAGAAAGUGAAGAAUUAGGAAAGCGGUUCACAGUCAAUGGCGGCUGA